This is a messenger RNA of Lampris incognitus (smalleye Pacific opah), 540 nucleotides long. Its product is annotated as persephin. Bases 1 to 540 code for a protein of 179 amino acids. The record is from RefSeq and is a predicted model, not a curated record. The transcript is spliced from 2 exons. Gene Ontology annotation, molecular function: glial cell-derived neurotrophic factor receptor binding; growth factor activity; receptor tyrosine kinase binding. NCBI's taxonomy places the organism in Eukaryota, Metazoa, Chordata, Actinopteri, Lampriformes, Lampridae.
AUGAGCGCGGCGUUGAAGAUAGUCAUGCUGCUGUUUUGUGUCCCGGCGGGAGAGGGCCGCUGGCUGAGGUCACUGCUAGAUCUCCACCGAGAAGAAACCGCAUCCCCGGCUGGCUCUGCAGACGAGGACGAGGGUAGAGGACGGGCAGCCGAGCCUGGCCACCGCCGAGAAGCCCCCGGGCUCUGGCGGCCGUCCGUCCCGGACGCGAGGCGGCCCCGCCGCGCGGCCCUGGACUCCCGCUGCGGCCUGCGCUCCAUCCUGCUGCAGGUGCGAGACCUCGGGCUGGGCUACGACUCGGACGAGACCGUCCUCUUCAAGUUCUGCAGCGGGGCGUGCCCCCACGUCCGCUCCAACCACGACCUCACCCUCAACAACCUGGUCCAGAGCGGGGUUCUCUCCGACCCAGCGCACGGGGAGCUGUGGCACGGCCUGCCCUGCUGCCGGCCCACCCACCACGAGGACCUGGCCUUCCUCGACAACGCCCACCGCUGGCACAAAGUGGAGAAGCUCUCCGCCGCGGCUUGCGGCUGCGUGGGCUAG